Molecule: messenger RNA, 2438 nt
Organism: Eubalaena glacialis (North Atlantic right whale)
Lineage: Eukaryota; Metazoa; Chordata; Mammalia; Artiodactyla; Balaenidae
Product: cytochrome b5 type B
Exons: 6
Coding region: 3-581 (192 amino acids)
Cellular component (GO): mitochondrial outer membrane; intracellular membrane-bounded organelle
Molecular function (GO): heme binding
Source: RefSeq, a predicted model, not a curated record
UUAUGGGCCCGGGUUACGGAAGCCGGGGAGGACUAAGCGCGAGGUCUACCUGCAGGAAGUUGGCAGCGGAAACCGGGAUAGCGGUGGAGAAGAGGUACCUCAGCCCCAUGGCGACUGUGGAAGCAAGUGGCAGCGAUGGGAAAGGGCGAGGAGUCGAGACCUCCGUCACGUAUUACCGAUUGGAGGAGGUGGCGAAACGCAACUGCCCGAAGGAGAUUUGGCUGGUGAUCCACGGGCGAGUCUACGAUGUCACCGGCUUCCUUAACGAGCAUCCUGGCGGAGAAGAGGUUCUGCUGGAACAAGCUGGUGGAGAUGCAACUGAAAGUUUUGAAGAUGUAGGCCACUCCUCUGAUGCCAGAGAAAUGCUCAAACAGUACUAUAUUGGUGAUGUGCAUCCGAAUGACCUUAAACCCGGAAGUGAUGGCAAGGACCCUCCGAAAAAUAAUACGUGCAAAAGAAGUAAGAGACUCCAAAUUGAUCAAAGGCACGUGGGAUCUUGGCUCCCCGACCAGGGAUCGAACCUGCACCCCCUGCAUUGGAAGGCGAAGCCUCAACCACUGGACCACCAGGGAAGUCCCUAAAACUUAUAUCUUUAGAAAAUGUUUUGUAUGUAUUAUAAGAUGCCACUGUAAGACAAUUUAUUGAAAGAAAAAUCUUUGGUUAUUGUGUAACAGAGGUGGUGUGACUUGAUGCUCCUCCAGGAAGGCAAGGAAGGGUUGCCUUGAAUAAGAAUUGGUAUAUAAUUGCUGUAAUCAUUAAGUUGCAUGAUCACAUGGGCCCACACUGGGGUAGAAAAGAAGAACAAAGGAGUAUUGAGGAGCUGGAAAGGGAACAUUCAAGCUAAAACUAAGCCAGAAGAUAACUUGGGUCAAUUAAAAGUGCGUUGGCAGUCCCCAAAAUUGAAAAACAUCUGGCUUAGAAGAAAUGUUAAAGAACGAUAUUCUUAAGUAAAAUUUGUAGGUUUUUUUGAUAUUUUUAGGGUAAAGACCACUGCAAAAGGUAUGUUUUUCUAUUUCAUAUUGGUUGUCUUUUCCUGUUUAUAUCUGGACUUGUUUUUGUUCAGAGCCAGAGGAAAAGAUUUUCAGACUUUGUCUCAACCAUCCAAUACCCAGGGCUUCUUUUGAUCUCCUGCUACUAUCAUGUCACUUUGUAUUAUAAAAACCACUUUUGGGUCCAUUUACUAUUAUUCUGCUGCCUACAUAAACAACCAGGUAGAGCUUGUGUGAGUUUGCAGAGGUUCUUUUCUAAACAAUAAAGUAAUAUAGUAUGUUAGCCGAAUCCAUCAAAAAGGACUUUUGUUUUAAGAAGUAGACAGGAAUUCUCAAAACAGUCUCGACAUUGGUGGGUCCUGAAAACCCCUCUGGAGAGACAGUGGAGCCAGUCCCUGUUGGCCAGCCGGACCUCCUGGGAUGUCUCUGGGGUGUUCGGUUGUUUAUUCCCAAGGAAGGCUCAUUGCUGCCGCUCACCAAACUGUACACAUAAUGGCUGGAGAGCACAAGAGGAGGAGAUGAGGGGAAAUUAGUGCCCCCAAAAUAGGGAUGUUAGUGCUGGGUCCCAAAAUUUCCUGCCCCUGUCUCUCAGGAAUUGGUUUUGGUUUCCAAAUGACUUAACAUUUGUAAAGACAGGAAAGUGGUACAGAUAAAGUUUAUACUGUGUUUAGUUCUAAUUUGACCACUUAAGCAGCAACAAAAAUCCAUUGGAACCUAUAAUUUGAGCCGUAAAGUUCUUUCAGCCGUUGUCACAAAUCCACACGUUGUGAAAUAAGAACAUUGUUGAGUAUAUACUCGGUUCCCAAGUGAAAAAUGCUUUACAGGCCAGAUAUAUCAUUACUUAACGUAGUAUCUCAUGCUUAAAAUCUUAAGUGAUACCUAUCUGAUGAAAUUCCAUUUUAGAAACGCAGAACUUGAAUGUUCAUUACUUCCUUCUCCAGGAGGAAUGGAUUCAGACAUGUCUUGUCUCAACAGGAGAUUGAUCUUUUUUUUUCUUCUUCUUUUUUUAACCAUCUCGUUCUUUUGCCAAAUACCACAGAAGUAAUGGGAAGUUUAGUCACAUUUGAUGGUUGUGCCCUGGAAGAGCUUGGGUUUGGAAUUUGUGGGGGUGAUCUCAAAGGGAGGUUUCAAGAAGUAGAGAGGUAUUUGUCAAGUCACCUACCCUACAUCUAGCAUCCCACUCAUGAAUUUUAGGAGCUGCUUUGUGCCUACACCUAUAUUCUACAUUUGCUAUUUAGGCAAAACAUUAUUAUGAUUAUUUAAUUUCCUUUUGACUUCACCCUCUGAGUGAGUAAUAUUAACAUUCCUUUUGUGUAUUCAGUAAUGAAGUUUGUUUACCUAUUUUAUUUCAGUAUAUUUUGAACAAAGAUCUUUGUCUCUUUCUGCUGGAAUGUGCACACAGUGAAUGUUUGUUAGAACUACGCACAAUAAAGAUACUGUUUUCCUUUU